UGAAACGAGGGUUUAACAUUUGUUGCAUCUUUUUAGCACGCACGUUCUCACUUUGCAGUUCAACCCAGCUAGCAUUCUCAAUCGUUCUCCCGCUCAUUCAUUCCUCUGGUCCUACUUUGGUGUGUAAAUUUCCAACACUUGCAAGUUCUGCCAUUCCUCUCAUCUCAUAGCAGAGUGGUGCUUCUGAGUGUGGCUGUGGCGCUGGUUGAAGUUGAAGGUAUGUUCUGCAAAACCAAAACCUACACUCUUUUCUACCAUAACAAUGCAAGAACUAUAUCAAGCCUCAAAGUAGUGUGGCGCAAGGACCCAACACUGGACCGAGCUAUAGAGUACGACAAGCGUUACAAGCAAUGUGCCCGCGUCGUCAAAGAAGUCCUCAACGAACCAGGCCAAGUCAUUCCUCUACGCUACCUCGAGAAGCGCCGCGAAAGGAUGCGCCUCAAGGUCAAAGCCGAAACCUUUAUCAACCAAAACCCCGGUUUGUUCGAUGUCUACUACAGUCGCAUCAAACCCAAAACUGAACCGGUUCGCUUCAUACGCCCCUCCGACCGCCUUCACUGCUUUCUCCAGGAAGAGCAACGGAUUUUCUCCGAGAACGAACCCUUCAUUGUCUCCAAGUUGUGUAAACUGUUAAUGAUGUCCAAGAACAAGUUUAUCAGUGCUGAUAAGUUGCUUCACGUGAAGAGGGAGUUCGGGUUCCCUAACGAUUUUUUGGUUGAUUUGGUUCCUCGAUAUCCGCAAUAUUUUAGGUUAACUGGGUCUCCUGGAGAGGGGAAAUCGUUUCUUGAAUUGGUUGAUUGGAACCCCGAGUUUGCAAAAUCUGUUAUUGAGAAAAGAGCCGAGGAGGAGAGUGAGCGAUUGGGGAUUAGGGUUAGGCCUAAUUUCAAUGUGGAGCUACCGCCAGGGUUUGUGUUGAAGAAGGAGAUGAGAGAGUGGGUUAGGGAUUGGCUGGAGCUUGAUUAUGUGUCCCCUUAUCAGGAUGUGUCCCAUUUGGACCAGGCUUCCAGAGAGAUGGAGAAGAGAUCUGUUGGAGUGUUCCAUGAACUGCUUUCCCUUUCCUUGCAUAAGAGGAUUCCGGUUCCGAUCCUUGGAAAGUUUUGCGAUGACUAUAGGUUUUCCAAUGCGUUUUCCACCACUUUUACCAGGCAUUCGGGGAUAUUCUAUCUGUCCUUGAAAGGUGGAAUUGAGACGGCAGUGCUGAGAGAAGCAUACCAAGGUGAGGAGUUGAUUGACCGUGAUCCGUUGCUUCAGAUAAAAGAUAAAUUUGUUGAGUUGUUGGAGGAGGGAUGGCGGCAAAGAAAGGAACAAUUGAUGUUGAAGCAAGAAAGGAUUAAGGAAGAUAUGGAGCUAUUGGCCACGAAAGUUGGUGAAUGAAGGUGUAGACCAGGUGUGUUGAUUGAUAUGAAAAACUUUAAAUUUUUGUGAGGAAAAAGCUUGACCGUUACUGGCUAGAACAACCCUUCUCACUUGGUAUGAUUUUUAGUUAGUCUUAAGGUGCAUGAAUUGCUGCACAACUGAGUCAUUCAAAUUCUUCAUUUGAUGCAUCAGAGCAAAGUGAAAUUUUACCUCAUAAUGUCGAUAUGCCAGGGAGUGAGCUUGCUGUAAAAGUAACAUACCCAUUAGUUACCUAGAUAUAGCCUUUUCUCGUACCUCUUUUACUCCAGAUGUAAUUUUCAUCUAUAAUUAAAUCAGCUAAGAGAUAAUCAAUCUCUUGAGCUCUUUUUAUUACAUUUUCAGUCUUAAGUGUUAAUUCUCUAUUUCCUCUAGUUAUUUCACUGAGGAGCAAUGUCACAAGUCUUCAGUAAUUUGAAUUUUUAGUGUCAGUUAGUAGUUUGAGGCACCGUCAGCUUGUUCAAGACAUAGAUACGGGGCCUUGUUCUGCCCCACAUGCUAUAUAUAAUUAAAAUAUCAAUAAAAAA
Molecule: messenger RNA, 1919 nt
Organism: Vigna radiata var. radiata (mung bean)
Lineage: Eukaryota; Viridiplantae; Streptophyta; Magnoliopsida; Fabales; Fabaceae
Product: protein ROOT PRIMORDIUM DEFECTIVE 1
Exons: 2
Coding region: 220-1374 (384 amino acids)
Molecular function (GO): RNA binding
Source: RefSeq, a predicted model, not a curated record